AUGGUCAACGGAUGGCUUUCAAUGGUUUGGGCUGCAGCGUGGGUUUUUCAUAUUUUAGAGGGUUGCAGAGAAUUAGUUCAUGUAUAUUUACUCACCUCAAAUAACUUUCAGGUGGGGAUGGUCGUACGCGGUAGAGCAAAGGCUUGUAGCUGGCAGACAGGCGUUUAAGCAAAAUGGUUUUACAGCUGAAAGGUAUUUACAUCAACGAAGAUGGAAAGCAUCUGUUUGUUUUUGCUGAAGCCGAUGUCAUGCUAGCAUCAUCUCAACGGCAGCGCAAAGAAGUAAAACGCACAUAGGACACCACCGAUUUCCCAACGCAAACCGCAGUGAACAAUGGGGAAAGGCUAUUAUAUCAGCAAACAUCUGGCCACUGCAGCCAUGGUGCUGGCCGCAAUAGCCCUGGUGACCAUCAUUGCGUUAUCGGUGGUUUAUAAUCGAGAAAAGUCCAAAAACGCAGCAAAAUGGACCAAUGCAACUACAUCGCCGGUACCUCCCACCCCGAAGACUUCCAACGAACCAUGGGACAAAUACAGACUGCCUGACACUCUGUCUCCAGAGUACUACAAUGUGACCCUUUGGCCCCGUUUGGUGAAGAACACCAACGGGAUGUAUAUUUUCACUGGGAUUUCUGGAGUGAUGUUUACUUGUGUGAAGAAGACUGACCUGAUAUUAAUUCAUUGCAACAAGCUGAAUUUGACUUUGUUUAAAGGGCACCACGCCAAACUCACGGGUCCGAGCGGCUUAACUGCUCCGGCUAUAAAGACAACCUGGUUUCAGAAGGAAACACAGUACCUGGUGAUUCAGCUGGAGGGAAAACUGAAGCCUGGAAAGUCCUACUGGCUCUACACGGAGUUCACAGGAGAGCUCGCUGAUGAUCUGGAGGGCUUCUACAGGAGCGAAUACACGGAAGAUGGGGAAAAAAAGAUUAUUGCCAUCACUCAGAUGCAGGCCACUUAUGCUAGACAAGCUUUCCCGUGUUUCGAUGAACCUGGCAUGAAAGCUGUGUUUUAUAUCACUCUCAUCCAUGAUCUGGAAACAACAGCACUGUCAAACAGCCAAGAAAUUAAAACAGAAAAUGUUGUCAUCGAUGGAACGGCAGUUACCCGAACGAUAUUCGGACCCACAAAGAAGAUGUCGACGUAUCUCGUCGCAUUUGUUGUCAGUGAUUUUAAGUACAUCAAUUCUAAAGACAAGAAGGGAGUUUUGGUAAGAAUAUGGGCAAGAAAAAAAGCCAUUGAAGACAGGCAAGGCGAUUACGCGCUUAAAAUCACCCAGCCGAUAUUGGAGUUCUUUGAGAAAUAUUACAACACUAGCUAUCCACUUUCUAAGUCAGACCAGAUUGCACUGCCUGACUUUAGCUCGGGAGCCAUGGAAAACUGGGGUCUUGUCACUUACAGAGAGACGGCUCUUCUGUACGACCCACGGACGUCUGCCAACGGCAACAAGCAAAGGAUUGCAACCGUUGUUUCUCACGAGCUGGCUCACAUGUGGUUUGGAAACCUCGUGACGCUGAAAUGGUGGAAUGAUCUCUGGCUGAACGAGGGCUUCGCUUCGUACGUGGAGUAUCUGGGAGCUGAUUAUGCUGAGCCCACCUGGAACAUGAAAGACCAGAUCAUUCUGUACGACCUGCAAAGAGCGUUUGCUGUGGAUAGUUUGACUUCCUCUCACCCCCUCUCCCGAAAAGAGGAAGAGGUCAACACACCCUCAGAAAUCAGCGAAAUGUUCAACACCAUAUCCUACAGCAAGGGAGCUGCAGUGCUUAAAAUGCUCUCUGAAUUCCUGACAGAGCCGGUGUUUGCCAAAGGACUUGGUAACUAUCUGAGGCAGUUUGCUUUUGCAAGCACAGUGUAUUCGGAUCUCUGGGACCAUCUUCAAAAGGCAGUAGAUCUAACUCCAGGAGUGAAACUACCAUAUAGUGUUCAUGAGAUCAUGAACCGAUGGAUACUGCAGAUGGGUUUCCCAGUAAUUACUAUUGACACCCGGACAGGGAACGUCAGCCAAAAGCACUUUCUUCUAGAGCCUGAAGCAGUGGUGGCUAGGAAAUCUGAAUUCAAUUAUGAAUGGUUUGUACCCAUCAAAUGGACGAAGAAACAACAACAACCACAGGUGCAGGAUCAGCUGUGGCUUCUGCAGAAAUCAGCUAUUCACAAACCCAUGAAAGUCAGCAAAAAUGAAUGGGUGCUGGCCAACCUCUAUGUGUCAGGAUACUUCAGAGUGAACUAUGACCUUGGAAACUGGGAGCGACUUCUCAGCCAACUGGAGUCCGAUCACCAGGUGAUACCUGUGGUAAAUAGAGCUCAGAUACUGGAUGAUGCAUUUAAUCUGGCACGAGCAUCUAUUAUAAACAUAACGCUUGCUUUAAGAACAACUAAAUAUCUCGUGCGUGAACGGCAAUACAUUCCCUGGGAAGCGGCGCUUCGAAAUCUCAACUAUUUUUUCCAGCUGUUUGAUCGCAGUGAAGUUUACGGUGCCAUGCAGGCAUAUCUUAAGAAACAAGUCAAACCACUAUUUGAAUAUUUUGGGACUAUCAGCUCAAACUGGACAACAGUUCCCUCUGGACACACUGAUCAGUUCACACAGAUCAUUGCGCUGUCUCUAGCCUGCAGCACCGGCGUGGAGGGAUGCAGAGAACUAACCAAGAGCUGGUUCAAAAAAUGGAUGCAGAAUCCGCAGAAUAAUGCGAUUCAUCCUAACCUGAGGUCGACGGUGUACUGUGAUGCCAUCGCUGCAGGUGGUGCUGAAGAAUGGAACUUUGGCUGGCAGAUGUUCCAGAAGGCCACAGUCGCAGCCGAAGCUGUCAAACUGAGAUCGGCUCUGGCCUGCACCAAAGUACCCUGGUUACUGAACAGGUACCUGGAAUACACUAUGAACCCAGAGAAAAUACGCAAACAGGACGCCACUUCUACCAUUGGUUACAUUGCCAGUAAUAUUAUUGGCCAACCUUUAGCAUGGGAUUUUGUCCGGGCAAACUGGGACUAUUUCUUCAAAGUGUACGGCACCGGAUCAUUCACUUUCUCCAGAUUAAUUAGUGACAUCACCUAUAGAUUCUGCACACCUUUUGAACUCAGUCAGUUGAAACGCUUCCAAAAGGAUAACGCUGAGACCGGAUUCGGCUCGGGAACUCAAGCGCUGCAGCAGGCCAUCGAGAAGACAACAGCCAAGAUUAAGUGGCUGGCAGAGAACAAGGAAUCGGUUCUUCAGUGGUUCCUCUCAGAAUCAGUUUAAAACUCACAUCUGUAUACUGACCAGCUCCAGUCUCACAUGAAUUCAUCAUCCCGUAACCUGAUGGAAUGAAAAUGAAUAUAUGCUAACAGCAAUUUGGCAGAAUGUUUUUACUCUGGGAAGCAACCCUACUCUAGGAGUAACCUGAGAAAUGUCUUGCAAGGACACAACAGCGCUCUGAUAUUUAACCACUAGAUCACGUCACUCGGAUACAAAUGAGGAUGGAUUUGCAUAAGAGACUAUACAAAAUACACUGACAACGGAUCCCUCAGUAUUGUAAAAGUAGGGAACCUGUUUCAGAAUGUGUGUAUAAUUAGUGGCGUUGCUAAGUUGCUACUCAUACUCAUCUUGUACAGUAUCUGCUAUGGCCAUCAUUGAUACCUCAAAUCAUGCAGGUUGAUUAGGAGAGGUUUGCUAUACAUUUCUAAGCAAAUGGACUUCCUAUAUACCUACAUACAGUAUGAUCCAAGCCAUAUUUAGGGCCUGAUAAAUCCUAGCAUCCAUGCACACUCAAAAACUAUUGCGUAUGGGCAACCGCACUCAUAUUUUCUUAACAAAAUGUAAAAUACUAUUUAGCGUUUUAUUGUUAACUUGCUAUUAUUGACUGGAUUUAGCAUUUUUGAAAGUAUGCUGCCAUUAAAAAGUAUAAACAUA
Molecule: messenger RNA, 3876 nt
Organism: Puntigrus tetrazona (Sumatra barb)
Lineage: Eukaryota; Metazoa; Chordata; Actinopteri; Cypriniformes; Cyprinidae
Gene: anpepa
Product: aminopeptidase N
Exons: 22
Coding region: 334-3225 (963 amino acids)
Biological process (GO): peptide catabolic process; proteolysis
Cellular component (GO): cytoplasm
Molecular function (GO): peptide binding; metalloaminopeptidase activity; zinc ion binding
Source: RefSeq, a predicted model, not a curated record